AUGAAUUUUGAUGAUUUUCUUGGAAAGCACCGUAAAUCUGAACCUAGGGUGGUUCUUAUAAUGCGUAUAUUCACGUUAAUUAUAAUUUCAACUUGUUUAAUUGCAUACAGCAUCUUUUUAAUCAAAGAAGUAAUAAGUGAAAUUCCUGCGAUUAAAACCUCGGAAGUUACUGUAGAUACACUUGCAAUCCCUGAUAUCGUGUUUGCGUUUGGCUAUCCUUUUCAAGUUCAUUGUUAUUUUAUAUGGACUAUUAAUGGACUUUUUUCUAGAAAUGAAACCUAUAGUUGUACGCAGUACUUAAAUAUUCCAAAAUAUUUUGAAGGACAAUAUAUUGGAUAUUUUUCUUUAAAUGAUCAAUCAGAGUAUUUUCAUUACUCGAAACUUGAAAUAGAUAAAGAACGGUUAGAUUAUUUACUAUUUUUAAUAGUUGUUGACGAUCCAAAUUUUAAUGCUUCCAUGGUAAGCGUUUCUGUCCCACCGCCUUACACAGUUAUUUUUGAUUCAGAAAAUGAUCCUAUUAAAUUAUCAGAUGAUACAAUAGAUCUUUCAUUAUUUGUAAAUUAUUCUCAUGCAUCAAGUUUUGAAAAAGACUUGUUAUAUAGUAGUAUAUUUGUAUUUCCAGAUAAAAUGCUCUCUACCAUUUCUUUUUUGAAAUACACAAAAAGAAAUAUUAUUCCAAGUUGGAUAAAUAAUGUUGGAUUUUUCAAUUAUAAAGAAACUACUUAUCUUAAAACAAAAUUGGAUCGAUUUUAUAUUGGAGAAAUUAAACCACAAUAUUAUAGUAUGAUGAUUAUUAAACCAAGUUCGUUUAUAAGUCAUAUUGAAACCGAACAGAGAAGUAACACGUACCUAGGUAUUUUUGGAGUUAUAGGCGGUGCUUGGGGAUUAGUUGUUGGAUUUUAUGCUUUUCUAUUCGGCGAGUCAUUAAUCCAUCCGUGGGGUUUUAUACAGAAAAAUUGUUGUAGAAUUAAACCAAAAACACAGAGUAAGUUAAGAGAAUCAUUAUCUAUUUUACCGUUAACUGAUUCUUCGAUAUUGGAUGAAAAGGAUAAAGUAGAAGAAGUGUCUGUAGAAGAAUUUAAUCGGAUGAAAGAAAAAUUGAAAUCUUUAGAAAUUUUAUUAAGAGAGUAUGUUAUAGAUGUUAAGUUUCUACAAAGUGUUGAAAAUGGUAAUAUUAGGGAAGCAUAA
Molecule: messenger RNA, 1188 nt
Organism: Funneliformis caledonium
Lineage: Eukaryota; Fungi; Glomeromycota; Glomeromycetes; Glomerales; Glomeraceae
Source: the annotation of a GenBank genome assembly